AUGCCGAAGGCUCUGCGGGGGACAUUUGAGAAAUGCGCGAGGAAAUAUGCAAGGCUCUGUGAGGCACCGAGCCGUGAUGGUGUUUUCUUUUCGCCUGUGCCUCGCCCACUACCUUGCAGCAGCGGGAGUAGUCGGGUCGGCAGAACACUUUUCACACUUUGGCGUGGACUGUUGGAAAGCUACCAGGUCACAUCAACCGCUGUCGAUGUCAACGGUGCCAACAACGGGAUUUCAUUUGUUGUGCCUGAGCAAUGCAAGCCAGCGGAGCAGGCAAGCGCCUCAUCGUUGGAUUUUUUCACAGACGACAAUGAACAAUGGCAGGGCAUUUUUGGACCUCAUUCCUCGAUAGAGACGAUGAUCUUUUUUCUUCACUACAGCUUUGUCGGCGUGGAUGCCGCCGCCUGGGUGAUCGCGUUUUGUAUUCUUGACAAGCUUCAACUUCGACACUCCGUUGAGAAACGCAUGGGGCGACGUUGUACUUUACAGAGAAAUAUUCCAUUCCGUCUUUACCUGGGCAAUUGCUGGAGAAACCUUUUUGUUGCCUUUUCCCUGGCACUCAAGUGGCACACAGACUACCACAUCACUCUUAACUACUUGGUGUCUCUACUGCCGUCCAAUUCACACGAUCAUUCGUCUUUGCGUGGGGUUUGCGCUCAGACGGAGUGGGACAUGUGCCACUCUUUGAACUAUGAUGUAUCUAUCCGGCCAGCCGAGUUGCUGCAGCUCCUGGAGGACUUUCUCACCUUGGAAGAACGGGAAUGCAUUAUGCGCUCCAUCACCCAUGGAACAAGGCUGGGAAGCUUCUUUUCGUGA
This is a messenger RNA of Trypanosoma rangeli, 813 nucleotides long. RefSeq lists its product as uncharacterized. Bases 1 to 813 code for a protein of 270 amino acids. The record is from RefSeq and is a predicted model, not a curated record. Lineage: Eukaryota; Euglenozoa; Kinetoplastea; Trypanosomatida; Trypanosomatidae. The transcript has a single exon.